AGUGAAGUCAGCUGCAAAGUAGUGAGUUUUACGAAUACCGAUUGAGUCGCUUAACCUAACCUGUUUUCCCUGAGCGUUCAUACAUUUGCGACGCGUCAUUGUCGAAUGCGAUUUGUUGGUGUAAUUUCUGUCUGCGUGAAUUUUGAAGUGACAAAAUGAGUUUCGGCUUGCCAUCGCUCAUCCCUAAACCCACGCACUCUGAACAGUUCGAAGUUAAAGGUGGAAGUAAUAAUUAUGGUGUAUCCAAUCCUAUGGUGUCAGGCCUUUCUAGACAAAGCAUUGGCCGUGCACAUCCGCUAGAAGCUUCGGAGAGAAAUUAUCAAAAGAAUCAAGAUCGCAUGAAUAUGAUACUGCUCAGGAAUACACAGGGGUUACAUGCACCACUGCGCAUGGCGAUGGAAUUAAAAGCCUCUGAAAAGAUCGGCAGACUCCCGUUUCUGCCAUCGUCUAAUGUGAUGCGAGAUGUUCUGCUUGCACGGGACCUAGACAUAGGAUUCGAAGACGUUUUCAACACUGCCGAAUUCAGGGAACAGAUGGGACAGCCACAUGCCAUUGUAGAGGAUCGUCUUGGCAUACUGUAAAAAAUUUAAGUUCACUGAAAUUCGGUCUCUUAAUAAUGUGAAAAAUGCAAAUUAAUAUAGAAUAAUAAUAAUUAUUAUUGUGAGCAUUGUAAUUUUUUUCUAAGUUAAAUAUACCGUUUUCUUCAAGAA
Messenger RNA from Ooceraea biroi (clonal raider ant), 710 nucleotides. It is a transcript of the gene Pomp, whose product is annotated as proteasome maturation protein. Gene Ontology annotation, cellular component: nucleus; cytoplasm. Gene Ontology annotation, biological process: proteasome assembly. NCBI's taxonomy places the organism in Eukaryota, Metazoa, Arthropoda, Insecta, Hymenoptera, Formicidae. The record is from RefSeq and is a predicted model, not a curated record.